Molecule: messenger RNA, 1845 nt
Organism: Canis lupus familiaris (dog)
Lineage: Eukaryota; Metazoa; Chordata; Mammalia; Carnivora; Canidae
Product: basic proline-rich protein-like
Exons: 1
Coding region: 1-1845 (614 amino acids)
Source: RefSeq, a predicted model, not a curated record
AUGGCUGCUCAUUGGAGCAAAGGCUGCGUGAGCGCUCCUGGGGCGGGAGGCCGCGGAAGAGCGAGCCCCGCGGGAAUCCUCCAGCGGCCGCGGGGCUGGGGCCGGAGCCCGCCAAGCACACGCGUUCCCGGGCGGCGUCCGUGGGGCCGGGAGCCCUCGGCGCCCGCAGCUCCGACCCCCGGGCGCAGCGCAGCCCUCGCGGGGACUCGCGGCGUGGGCGCCUCCGCCGUCCGGCCGAGGCCUCGCUGCCCACCGGCUCCUCCACCCCCCUGCCCCCGGGCGCGUCCGCCCGCGGUCGGGGCGGCGGCCUUCGCGGGACAGCGCCGCGUGGGCGGCCCCGAGCGUGGGCGGUGGGCCCGGCCUGCACCGGGAGGUCCCCGUGGGCCCGGCCUGCACCGGGAGGUCGCCGUGGGCCCGGCCUGCACCGGGAGGUCGCCGUGGGCCCGGCCUGCACCGGGAGGUCACGGUGGGCCCGGCCUGCACCGAGAGGUCGCCGUGGGCUGCCCUGCACUGGGAGGUUCCCGUGGACCCGGCCUGCCCCGGAGCUCGCCGUGGGCCGGGCCUGCACCGGGAACUCACCAUGGGUGGCCCUGCACUGGGAGGUCGCCGUGGGCUGGGCCUGCACUGGGAGGUCGCCGUGGGCCCGGCCUGCACCGGGAGGUCUCCAUGGGCUCGGCCUGCACCGGGAGGUCGCUGUGGGCUGCCCUGCACCGGGAGGUUCCCGUGGACCCGGCCUGCCCCGGAGCUCGCCGUGGGCCUGGCCUGCACCGGGAGGUCACCGUGGGCCCGGCCUGCACCGGGAACUCACCAUGGGUGGCCCUGCACCGGGAGGUCAUUGUGGGCCGGGCCUGCACUGGGAGGUCCCUGUGGGCCGGGCCUGCACCGGGAGGCUUGCCGUGGCUGCCGCGUGGGGCGACUCUGGUUUCUCGGGCAGUGUGGAUGCAGCGCGGCCCCGAGGUGGGGCGCCCGCGGGAACUGUCCCUUCGGGGACCUGGGCACCCACGGGGCCUGGCGCACGGCUCCCACGGGCCCCCGACGACGAUGCCGGACCUGCCCCCUCCCGCACCCCCCCCCCCCCCAGCCGGCUCAGCCCCUGUGCCGCUGCAGGUGCAGGACUCGGGGGCUCCGACCUGCUGCGCCCACGCUGGAAGUGGCCACCGGGCGCAAGGGGGCAUGACUGGCUCGGGGCGGGGCGGGGCGGCCGCGGGGCCUCGGUCACCGUGUGCGGGGUCCGGACGCAGCACGCUAGGAGGGCCCACGGCCACGCGCACCCACGGCCACGCGCACCCACGGCCAAGGCCACGCGCACCCACGGCCACGGCCACACGCACCCGGGGGCGCGGCGGACCGAUCGGGAGACGGUGGCGGGGGGAGGCAGCCCUGAGCCGCACGGGGCCCAAGGCUCUCGUGGCCCCAACGCAGCGGGGACCUGUGCGCGAGCAGCGCGGCCCUCGUGACCCCAACGUGUGUCUUUUUGUUUGUUUAAAAGGCUUGGGGUUUGCUGUCCUGAAGCGAGGUCGCGCCGUCGAGGAGGGCCAGUUUCCUCGCGUGGUGUGGAAAUACGAGUGCACACCUCGGCGGGCAGCGGCUGCGCGCCGCUCGGACCCAGGGCGAGCGCGAGACUCCUCGGCCACGGGGUGCGCCGCGCGGGGGGAGGGCACCGGCCCAUGGGUGCGUGGGGCUCGGAGCCCGGGACGACCUGCCUCCGCCGGGGACCCGCCGAGCUCCCUGCCCGCCGCGCCGCCUCGUGGAAGGGGAGGGCGACCCCGCAAGGCCCGGGCCCUGCGCUCCCUGCCCGCUCCGGGGGCGGGGGGGGGGAGCGAGGAUGAGCCGACCGACCCCUGA